AUAUUUUGUCCUCUGGGUUGGUGAGUUAAAACAUCAGUCUUGUGGACGUUGGCAACCGAGUAAGACAGAAAAUUAAAAAGUGAUCAACAUGUGGACGUCGGCCGCUAUUCUUUUCGCUACUCUUUUCGUAUCAAUCUCUGCCGGAAAAUUCGGUGAUUCUCUAAAACAGUGCGAUUCCAAUAACCGGAAUGCGCUCAACACUUGCCUUUUUAAGAUCGUCGAAGACUUGAGACCUUUUAUGCCCACAGGCAUUCCUGAAAUUAAUGUUCCCGUUCUGGACCCAAUGUUUAUCCAAAGCGUCAACUUAGUGCAAGGCGAAUUCAGGUCAACUUUCUCCCAGAUCCAGGUCCGUGGAUUGUCCAAGUUCACCACCAUCAGUGUGACGGCCGAUCCAGAUACCAUGGUCAUGAAACUUCGACUUUCGAUCCCUGAGCUCCGCAUCACAGGUCAAUACAAAAUAUCGGGUCGGAUCUUUGUUCUAGCUGUCGAAGGAACUGGAACUUUUUGGAAUAUUCUGAAUAACGUCACCGUCGAUGCAACGAGCAACUUGGUGUUGAAAGGAAACGCACCUAACCAAAACCUCCAGGUGGCAAACAACGUACUUGACUUGAAUGUUAGCAAAAUGCGCAUGAGGUUGAAUAACCUUUUCAAUGGUGAUCCCAUUCUAGGUGAGACGGUCAACAACUUUUUGAAUGAAAAUUCGCAAGAGGUUUUCGCCGAAGUCAAACCAGAAAUGGCUAAACAAGUCGGCGAACUUGUCAUCAAGGUUAUGAACGACGCUCUUGGUGCCCUCCCAGCCGACAAAUUUGUCUCGACCAGAACGCGAUCAUGAGAAGUGCUCGUCAGCACUCACAUCUUACAUUUUUCCCAUAAAACUCCGUCCGUGACAAGAGAUUCUUGAUCGACCUCAAUUCGGAGGAUUUUAUAUACAAGUUUCAAUUUCAGACAAUAUUUUUUUUCUUCUUUUUAAAAAAUAGAAGUAUUUCUUUUUGCUCGUGUUUUCGAUGUUCUGGUUCAUUUUAUCGCGUCGCACAAAAAGUUGUGAAAUGUCCUUCUUUUGAUAAAUAAAAAUCGUCCCCGGAAUAUGCUUUAAACAAAUACAACGUCAAAGAAAAUA
Molecule: messenger RNA, 1117 nt
Organism: Daphnia pulicaria
Lineage: Eukaryota; Metazoa; Arthropoda; Branchiopoda; Diplostraca; Daphniidae
Product: protein takeout-like
Exons: 7
Coding region: 89-832 (247 amino acids)
Source: RefSeq, a predicted model, not a curated record